This is a messenger RNA of Larimichthys crocea (large yellow croaker), 2479 nucleotides long. It is a transcript of the gene sv2, whose product is annotated as synaptic vesicle glycoprotein 2. The record is from RefSeq and is a predicted model, not a curated record. Gene Ontology annotation, biological process: transmembrane transport. The transcript is spliced from 13 exons. The coding region runs from base 29 to 1681 and encodes 550 amino acids. Gene Ontology annotation, cellular component: membrane. NCBI's taxonomy places the organism in Eukaryota, Metazoa, Chordata, Actinopteri, Sciaenidae. Gene Ontology annotation, molecular function: transmembrane transporter activity.
CCAUAUUAGACACGUCCGACUUCGCGGGAUGCCUCGUCACGUGCAUGGCGGAGACGCGGAGGUGAGAGAGCCGCUGCUCACCGAGGAGUGCCCGGAGCCGAGCGAGCCCGACUCGGAUGAAGGUGAAAUCAUUUUCGAGAGGAGGGCAGCAAACGUAACACAUGGUGCUGGUGCAGGUGAAAGGAGAAGGUUAACGUACGAGGAAGCAGUAGAGGAAACAGGUUUUGGUUUGUUCCACUGGCUGCUGUUGGUGGUGUGUGGUUGGGCCAAUGCCAGCGAUGCCGUGGAGAUCCUCUGCGUGUCUUUUCUCCUGCCAACGGCACGCUGUGAUCUGCUGCUGAGCUCCUCAGACAUGGGCCUGCUGACUGCCAGCAUCUUCCUCGGAAUGAUGGUGGGCGGCUACUUGUGGGGAUACUUGGCUGACCAGAGGGGGCGUCGCAGGAUCCUGGUUGUAUCCCUGACAGUGAACGGGGUGUUUGGAGGUCUGGCCAGCGUGGCUCCAUGGUUCUGGCUCUUCCUGUUGCUGCGGUUCAUCAGCGGCAUUGGGGUCGGCGGGUCGAUCCCCGUCAUCUUCUCCUACUUCUCAGAGUUCAUGCCUCGUCUGAGGAGAGGGGCAAUGAUCAGCGCUCUGGCCACUUUCUGGAUGGCAGGAAACAUUCUGGCAGCAGGUCUAGCCUGGUUGGUGAUUCCAAGAACGUGGGCUCGUUUUUCUCUGGGCUCUUUGGAUUUUCAGAGCUGGAGACUGUUUGUGGUGCUUUGCUCUGUUCCCAGCCUCACCUCAGCCAUCCUCUUCAGGCUGCUCAUGCCCGAAAGCCCAAAGUUCCUCAUGGAGGCUGCCCGGGAGAAAGAGGCCACCCACGUCUUCAGGCUGAUGUUUGAGCUGAACAUGUGGGGAAAGGGGAAAGAGUUCCCGGACUUUGGUUUGUGUACGAGCUCCAAACAAAGAGGAGAGCUGGAGGAGAGCAGAUCUCACAGAGGUCCACACAGAGGGAGGCCUUCUCGUGUCUGGAUGAUCUUGAAAAAGGGUUUGGUCCCGCUCAAGCAGAUGUUUAAAGGUCCGCUCAGAUCCAGGAGCAUCGUCCUGCUCGUCGUCUUCUACUGCAUCUCGUUUGGUUACUACGGGCUGUGGAUGUGGUUCCCGGAGCUGUUUGAUAGAAUCGAGGAGGGCGGCUCGCCUUGUGCCAACGUGUCCCUCCCGUCUCCACUCCACAACCAAAGCUGCUACCCAGUGAAGACAGCAGUGUACAUGGAGGGCUUCUUCAUCGCUGCAUCAAACCUACCAGGAAACAUCUUCACCAUCCUCAUGAUGGACAGCACAGGAGGGAAAGCUCUGCUGUCCUGCAGUCUGCUGGCGUCUAGUCUGAGCGUCUUCCUCAUCUAUGUGGUCCAGACCAAAGUCCAGAGUCUGAUCCUGUCGUGUGUCUUCAGCGGCGUGUCCGUGAUCUCCUGGAACGCCCUGGACGUGGUGGGAACAGAGCUCUACCCGACCCAGCUACGGUCCUCUGCUCUCGGUUUCUUCACAGGAGUGGCUCGGGUGGCAGCGAUCAUGGGUAACGUAGUCUUUGGAAAGUUGGUGGACACAAACUGUGCCAUACCCGUCCUGCUGGUCUCAGCCCUGCUACUGACCGGAGGACUGGUGGCUCUUCUGCUUCCACAGACCAGGCAGACGGAGCUCACCUGAUGGAGCGCAGACUCUCCAUCACAUUAGUUUACAUGAAAAAACUAUUUGCUUCUAUGAAGACUUCUCUACAGAGAAGUCUUCAUAGAAGCAGACUGGUGGAUUCCAGAGUCCUGUGCCUCGUGCUGUCUCUCUGUGCCUUUUUUCAUGGUGCCUCAUUCAAAACGCCAACAAUGAGAUGAUGAAGAAGAAGAAGAAGAAGAAGAAAGGGAGAAAUGCACACAAAUCAAAUCCUCACAGCCAGAGUACAAACUGUCAAGGACGUCUUUAAAAAGUUUAUAAACUCUACAAAAGUCUUUUCUUCUAAGUCAGAAAAGUCAAGUUGAAUCUGAGUUUUUGGAGUAUAACGAGUGAUUGAUUCAUUUCUAAAAAUGUCCUCGCUUGUGUCACCCUGAACUCAAAAAGUAUCUUGAAGGAAGUUUUCAGGCUUUUAUGUGGCACGCCUGAAUUUCUAGUUACUCUGGUUUUAGGUACUGUUGUUUAAAAAGUUUGAAGAAAACGCUGCACAUUCCACAUCAUCUUUCCUACAGCGUGUCUGUAACUCAGUCUGUAAAAGGCUGCACAGCUGACGUCAUUUAUUGGCAAAUGCUGCUCUAAAAAAAAAAUCAUGCAAAUCUGUAGCCAGUCUGUCAUAUUCCUAAAUUAACUGGACCACUUGGUCCAGCAUUCCUGUGGAAGACCAAAGAUUUCUAAAUUCAGAUGACAAUCGUUGUGAAAGGACCAGAUCAGCAGUGUUCACUGUAAUGCCGCCUGUUCUCACAAGUUUCAGAUAGUUCUUGAAUAAAAAUGACUUCAUCUCAA